UAGACAGACCGGGGCCAGUCAUGGAGCCUGAGCUGAACUGCAGCUCCCACUGUGAUUCCCCUCUGUGCUUCAUCCAUGCAGGGGUCAACAGGCAGGAGGGUCUUGACAUUCUGCAGAGACUAUGCAGCCUCAGCACACUGGCAGUGGAGCUCCCGAGGCGCUCGCUCUCCCCGGUGCUCAGUGCUGUGGUGUGGAUGCUGCUCUCCGGUGGCAUUCUGCUGGCCUUCUGCUUCCUCCUCUUCACGCUGCGCUUCAAGAACAACAGGAUAGUGAAGAUGUCCAGUCCUAAUCUGAACAUCCUGACUCUGGUGGGGAGUCUCCUCACCUACAGCAGUGGCUUCCUAUUUGCCGUGGAUGAACGCACGCACUGGCACGGUGGAGCAUCUUCGGCUGUGAUCCAAGCUCGGACGUGGACCCUGUGUGUCGGGAGUACCCUGGUGUUCGGCCCGAUUUUGGGGAAGACGUGGAGACUGUACCGGGUUUUCACCCAGCGACUGCCCGACAAGAGAGUGAUCAUCCGAGACAUCCAGCUGAUGGGCUUGGUGGCUCUGUUGAUCCUGGUGGACCUGCUGGUUCUCACCUUCUGGAACCUCACAGACCCCAUCAGGUGUUCACGGUCUGUGGCAGCUGCUGUCAAGGUGGUGGACAGAGACGUUUCCUACACAUUGUCACAGAUGGACUCUUGCUCUUGUGCCUACUCAGAUCUAUGGGCCAUCAUUAUUGCUGUUCAGAAGGGCAGUCUCCUCCUCUAUGGCACUUACCUGGCUGGGUUGACCAGCAACGUCAGCCACCCUCCAGUCAACCAGUCUCCCACCAUCAUAACCGCCGUCACCCUGGUCACCCUCUCCUCGGCCGUGGUCAUCCCUGUGUCCGUCUUCUUGCACGCUUGGCCCAACCUGGUCUACAGCACCGUGGCUGGAGCCAUCUUCAUGUGCACACUAGCCACUAACUGUAUGCUGUUUGUGCCUCAGCUGACCCAGUGGCGGCAGUUUGAAGAGGAUCAGAACAACCCGGGUCAGAUGGCGAAGUAUUUCAGCAGCCCCAGUAAGAGCCAGCCGUCUGCGUACAGCCAGGAUGAGAUCUACUACCUGCUGGGAGAGAACAACUCCAUGAAAAAACUCCUCAAUGAGAAAAACGCUGUGAUUGACAGCCUCCAGGAGCAGGUGGGCAACGCCAAGGACAAACUACUGCGCCUCAUGUCAGCCAGCCAGUCGGGCGAGGACCAGAACAUGGACUCCUCUGCCACCAACCUCAACUCCUCCUCCACUCAGACCACGGAGCUUCAGUCCGACGGCCCGUCUUCUUCUUCUCUACCUCAGAGAGUCGCUAAAUCUCAACUCUCACCUCCUCACCUCACUGCUGCUGCUGUUUCGUCUCCUGCCGUUACGCUGUUGCCAGAGCGUCCCGCUGCUCCGAACUCCUCGAACCCCAGGACGGCUUCCUCCCCGCUCCCUCACGAUGUGUAUACGGAUGAAAAUCUAAAGAGUGUGUCGAUCCAUGGCUCUACAGACAAAGACACGAGAACAGGGGGGGAUCUCAAACAGCCCGUGUCCCUCCCGUCCUCUGCAAUACCUCGGACAGCAGAGCAGACCGUCGACUUUGUCACGUCCCUACAGGGCCGUAGAGGGUUGCACCCAUUUCCAGUUGAAACUUUUAGCAACUAUUGUGGCCAGGCAUCUCAGCUGAGGCCGACUGGCUUUGUGAGCAGUGAGCAGUUGCAGGAGAUCCUACAUGAGCUCAGUCUGGAUGCGGUCUUGGAAGGCGCACUGAGAUCUCCCAGUCAAACAGCCAGGACGCCCUCUGAGUCAAAAUUCUCUGCACUCUCGCCGCUGUCCCUGCGGACGCCACGCUCCCCUCAUCCGCCCGUCCUCUUCCGUUACCCCAGCAUCUCCCCGUACGCCAUGAGAAAACGUCGGCCACCGUUCAACUCUUCCAGAAGAGGUUUGACGCCUCCCUGCUUCUACACCGGUUGUGGGAAGAUAAAGGAAAAGUGUGAACGCCAACAUCCAGGUGGGAACCAUGACAAGGCGACUGUGGAUGGGACCUUCCUCCAGGUCCACAACAGUGACCUUGGGCUGCAGGAGGAGGACGAGGAGGAGGAGGCAGAAAGCCAUAAAGCCCAAAGAAAGAGUCGGAGGAGUGUUUCGAGGUGUCACAGAUGUUCAGCGUUGCGCUGCACAGAAAACGAUCACACAGAUCCACCUGAUGUGGAGGCAGGUGGGGAUAAUGAGCAGCACCACAGACACAUUAGAGACUCCUGUGGGUACUGGGACUCAGACUCCAGCAGCUCAACAGACUACUGUUACUACCAUCGUCCGUACUGCGACUCCUGCCUGCAGCGGGGCUCGCUCCUCUCCUCCUCGGACUCCUCGGACUCCUCGGACAGCGAGUACGAAAGCUUCGCCAGCCUGUACCGCUCCUCGCACCCUGUGGUGUUCAAAGAAGACCUCAAACCCACCUUUGUAUGAGAACGGGUUCACUGCACUUUACAGGGCCAUGCCUUUUUACCAUUGGAAUUCAUGUCGUAAAUUUUAUUAAACAUAUGGCAAAUGCGUAUCUUAUAUAAUUUGAGUGAAUAUGUUCUGCUGUUUACUUUUUAAAAUAUGAAUUAUGGUCUUAUUUGUAUAUUUCUGCUGUCCCAUGAAACCCUUUCAUUCCAAAACUGUCUUAACCCUAGAACACUAACGUGAAAUUAGUAACACCAUCACUAACGCCGGGUUAAUUUUACCUGAUAUAAUAUACCUGAUAAAAAAUACUUCUCAACAAAAUAUAUUAAUGUACCACAAUACAUGGCAAUUUGAAGUACUCUUCUUUUAUUUUCGUGGAUAUAACAUCUCAUAAAACGGAAGAAAAGGUAUCAUGAGGGACCCUAUAAAAAGGCUCUAAAUUUAGUAAAAAAUUAGGGGGUCGUUAAAGAAAAAAAAAAAAAAGAAAAAAAAUGGAGCUGGGAGCUUGUUCUUCGGUCCAGCCGUUCUUGGGACAUGUCCGGUGAAGGCACAGUCUCCAUGCAUCAUUUACAACUUAUUUUAUAUUCAACAAAUAUUGUACCCUCUAUCACUAAUGCCAAAAAUUACCCAAACACGUAUAAAAAACAAGAUUGGGAGCAGUGAAACAAGCCGACCUUCUAUGACGUCAGUGAAAAGACUGAAGCUACCCAAGGACCCACACCACUCAGUUAGCAGCAACACAAUGAAAAAAUCCCUUGACCACACUCAUCUGGGUUAGCUAAAAGCUAAAUGAAAGGUUUUCACGUGAUAGUUAUUAGCUAUGUUAUAUUUAUUUUAAUAUUUAUUAGCGGUUGUUUUGGGAGUACAGAGUCAUUUUCUGUCUCUUUUAUUGUUUCUCACUGUAAAAUGUGUUAAUGAAAAUGUUGCACUGCCAUUUUGUUGCAUAAUCUGCAUUUUGUUGUUUACUUUAAGUUUUAAAGGCCCUUCGUUGUCUGUACAACACAACACUUGUUGUCAAUUGCUUCCCAUCAACAGCUGGUUUACGGGACACCGCACGCUAUCAGAGGAACUGGUGUAAACAGGUCACUGCUACAUUUCUACAC
Platichthys flesus (European flounder) is the source of this 3550-nucleotide messenger RNA. RefSeq names its product G protein-coupled receptor 156 (gene gpr156). The record is from RefSeq and is a predicted model, not a curated record. The transcript has 9 exons. Lineage: Eukaryota; Metazoa; Chordata; Actinopteri; Pleuronectiformes; Pleuronectidae. Gene Ontology annotation, biological process: gamma-aminobutyric acid signaling pathway; G protein-coupled receptor signaling pathway. Gene Ontology annotation, molecular function: G protein-coupled GABA receptor activity. Bases 21 to 2468 code for a protein of 815 amino acids. Gene Ontology annotation, cellular component: membrane; G protein-coupled receptor heterodimeric complex.